AUGGGUGACAAACGAACAAGUCCUAGGGCGAGUCCAAAGGGGAGCCCAAAGGGGAGUCCGCGAAUAGAGAAGCAGGAUGAUGUCAAUGAUCCAGAACAAACACAACAAGAAGAACCCCUCCCUCAAAGCCAAGGCCUCCUCCACGGAAACGCCCUAAUCGAAGCGGGCGGCAGCGACGAAGACGGUGAAUUCUCAGCCAGCGACUUUGACGCCGACUCGAUAGCCGGAAACUCCGACUCUACAUCGAUCGGCUCAAGCAUCUACGAGCACAGCUUUCAAAACGGGCGUCGGUAUCAUCGUUAUCGCCAUGGGAGGUAUCCUCUGCCGAAUGAUGAGGCAGAGCAGAAUAGGGAGGAUAUGCUGCAUGCCAUGAUGUUGGAGGCUACGGAUGGGAGGUUGUGUUAUGCUCCUAUUGGGAAGAAUCCGCAAAAUAUUGCUGGGACUGGGAUAUGGGCUAUUGAGAUGGGAGACAAAUAUCCGAGUGCAGAGGUGCUAGGUCUCGAUCUUAGCCCUAUUCAGCCUUGCUGGGUACCUCCAAACGUCAAGUCAUGGUACAAUGAGUAUGAGUGGCUCAACGGUGGCGACUUUGACUUUGUCCACCUCCGCAACAUGAUCACCAUCCUCAAGUCACCAGUGCUUCUCCUCAAGCAAGCAUACGCGUGCGUAUCCCGUCCCAACUCCGACUUCCUGAUCCUUCUUCUAACUUUUAUCAGAAACAUGAAGCCUGGAGCUUGGGUGGAACUUCAAGACGUCGAUGGCCAAGUACACACUGACGACGACACCAUUCCCGAGGACUGGCCCCUUAACGCUUCACAGAGUACCUCGUCCAAGCCUUUGCCCAGUUCGAAACCAAUGCACAUGCCGCUCGCUGUAUUUGGAGGCCAGUAUCUCGCCGAGGCAGGGUUCGUCAACAUUCAACACAACUACAUCAAACUUCCUUACGGAACAUGGCCAAAAGACAAGUGA
Molecule: messenger RNA, 966 nt
Organism: Fusarium vanettenii 77-13-4
Lineage: Eukaryota; Fungi; Ascomycota; Sordariomycetes; Hypocreales; Nectriaceae
Exons: 4
Coding region: 1-966 (321 amino acids)
Source: RefSeq, a predicted model, not a curated record